Molecule: messenger RNA, 2760 nt
Organism: Podospora pseudocomata
Lineage: Eukaryota; Fungi; Ascomycota; Sordariomycetes; Sordariales; Podosporaceae
Gene: HAC1
Product: transcription factor that binds to CRE motif
Exons: 2
Coding region: 925-2601 (558 amino acids)
Biological process (GO): positive regulation of transcription by RNA polymerase II
Molecular function (GO): DNA-binding transcription factor activity, RNA polymerase II-specific
Source: RefSeq, a predicted model, not a curated record
CCAAGUUAAACCCACAGUGGAUGGUGCUAAGUUUGGCGAGACCUAUCUGCCACCACCACGAGGCUUAUCUGGUGGAGCGAUAGACGUACGGCGGCGGAGUGCGGGAGGAACGUUUCCACCUUCCAUUUGACGUUGGCUCAGCCGUCGGCCCCCCCUGAACGGGCGUGUGUCAACCCACGACUCGACGGAACGAGGGCUGAUGGAAAAGGCUCAAUGGCUGAUGGAAUCGAAGGGCUGCUACUGCUGCCAAUACGCCCCCGCCUCCUUGCAUGUUCCAGUGCGUUGUGUGAGCAUUGCUCCUCCCUGAUCGGUGUUGCUGAAGUCGAUGGUGGAGCCACUGGUGGAUGCACGUCGGACGUGCCCCUGACAGGCUUCCGUCUGAAUAUUGUGGGCUCUUCCUGUUUGGGAUGCGGAUGUCGCAAUUCUUGUCACUCCUGGUUGUGUGGAGCCCUCAAUAAGACACCGCACAGGCCAUGUGUGCCUCAGGCAGCCCGACCCCUUUUACAGGCGACGUGGCCAAAAGAUAAAAGCACGUCCUGGCCCCAACGUCUGACAGCGUCUCCCCAGCAGACCACCCUCUUUUCCAAAAAAGACACUCUGUCCUUUUGACCACGCAACGCAGCCAUCCAGCUCCACCGCAGCCUUGAGUCACGAACAAGGCUUCCACUUUCUGAUGGCCUCGUCAUUACACGCAAUGCGUAAUCCUUAGCAAUUUCCUUCUUUGACAUAUUUGUAUUGAGGCUUCAGGACGGCACCUCCUUACAGUCAACUCUUUCUGUUACCACCCGCUUCUUUGUCAAAUUCGGCUCCACCGAUUGACAAAGCAUACGACGCGACAUAAUCCUACAGAAACAACACGACAAACCUACAAGUCCUCCUUCGUGGUGCAAAUACCCAGAUACCCAUCCCCACCAGCAAUUCAAAAUGGAGUCCUGGUCCACCGCCCACACCCAGACGCACACCCCGUCGCCGACAAUCAAGUUUGAGAACUCGCCAAACGAUUCUCUCCUGUCGACCCCUGGCGAGAUGUACCCUUCGCUCUUUGGCGCCGAGUCAUCCCCCGCUCCUUCCGUUAUGGCGGACCCGACAUCCGAUGUCGCGAUGCUGGCCAGCCUCGCCGCUCUCACCCAAGCCAACACACAGUCUCCGACGCCCGUGACCCCUUCCUCGACUGCCGGCACCCCAGAGCCAGAGAAGAAACCGGUCAAGAAGAGGAAAUCAUGGGGUCAGGUGCUGCCAGAGCCCAAGACCAACCUCCCACCAAGGAAACGUGCCAAGACUGAAGAUGAGAAGGAGCAGCGCCGCGUGGAGCGCGUCCUACGCAACCGUCGCGCGGCCCAGUCCUCUCGGGAGCGCAAGCGCUUGGAGGUGGAGGGUCUUGAGAAGCGCAACCAGGAGUUGGAGGCCGCUCUCGCCAAGGCCACCCAAACCAACGAGUUUCUUCUCGAACAACUCCGCAACGCCGCCAGGCUCGGUGCUGGGGCCGGGUCACCAGAGACCUUCGACGCCCUCAGACUCUCAUCGCAACUCAGCUUCUCACAACCAUUAUUCGGCUCACAAGAUGGGCACAGCACUCUGGCCAAGCCAGAUUCCCUCUCAACACUUCACAACACACAAAACAACACUACCGUUGACCCAGCGGCCCUGACGCCUAUUUCCGAGGUUGAUGAAGAGCACGAGCUCUCAGCGACGGUCUCAACGCCUGUUGCGGACUCUGCCCCCGUGGUGAACGCUUCCCCCGAUGCGACACAACAUCCUGCUGAGAUGUUGUGCCAAGACCUGCAGUGUCGGUCGGCGGAAGCACCACCAUCGGCGUGGUUGGAGAACUCGCAACAACAGUUGCGCCCAGCGCUGGCUCUCUUCUUACAGCUCCAAUUCCUUCUCACUUCGACCUCGGCCCUGAUUUCUCUCUGUCAGAGGCCUUUGAUGCAGAUCGCUAUGUCCUUGAAAGCGGGCUUCUCUCUUCCCCCGGUUCCAGCACUUUUGACUACGAUCAUCUGGCUGGUGACGACACCGAAGCCUUCCCGUUCCAGGUCAACAACCUCGACUUUGACUUCAAUGACUUCCUCUCCGACGACGCCAACCUCGCCCCCAGCCACGAGCAGCAGCCGCAGCAACCUACCUCCUGCGCGGUCGCAGACUCGUCCCUCCUCCCUGAGACUGAGACUUCUUCGGAAGAUCCUUACCUGCAGCCCCAGUCUGGCGCGUCCCUUAAUGGAUGCGACGAUGGCGGCCUUGCGGUUGGUGUCCUCUGAUGGAUUCACAGUUGACCGGGUUAAGGCAGGCGACGCUUCGGCGGCGGCAGCAGCUGACGGAAAGGAGCAGCAGCAGCAGCAAAGCGGUAGGCCAGCUACAUGGCCGACAGGAGUACCACUACCGUCGAAGGAGGUCCUACUCACAUUACUGUGGGUCCUCAAGGUUGAGGAGCGGAGACUAGAAAUCCGCCAACAAGUCUCGCCCAAACUCGGAAGCAACUCGUGUGUCCCCAAGACAGUGACACCAACAAUUAAUAACCAGGCAAGACACUAUGUCUUGACCGUAGUAUCCAAGAGAAAACCGGAUUCCCUUGAGGGCGACCGGAAGCGACAUCGCUUUGAGUGACGAUUUGUAUGAAAUAUUUUGGCUUGGUCGGGUGCAUUGGGGUUCAACAAAAGGCUCACAUUAUGGUGGAGGGCUGGGACCUGGCGUUGAUUUGGGAAGCUCUGGAAGCGUAGCACGCUGCGCUCAAAUUGAGCAUGAAUUGAAUUUCACUUUCACGUG